AUGUUUUCUAGACAAUUACUUCGUUCAAGCAUUGCAAAUUCAAGAGCUUUGCCAUUGAGUAAGCCAGCUAUUGGUAAGAGCUUUUUGAACAGUAGAUUUUACUCCUUCAAGGCAGAAGACCAACCAAGAAUCAGAAUUGGAUCAUUAGUGCCGAAUUUCGUGGCUGAUACUACCUAUGGGAAAAUUGACUUCCAUGAAUUCAUUGCAGACAACUGGGUUGUAUUUUUUUCACAUCCGGCAGAUUUUACUCCAGUCUGUACCACAGAGUUGGGGGCAUUUGCUAGAUUGGCCCCAGAAUUCGAUGAGAGAGGCGUCAAGUUGAUUGGAUUAUCAACGGAAGGAGUUGAUAGCCAUAAAGCUUGGGUUAAAGAUAUUGAGGACGUCAGUACCGGUGGUGCCAAGUUCAAUUACCCUAUCAUAGCUGAUCACAACAAAGAGGUUGCUUUCAAAUUUGAUAUGGUUUCUGAAGACGACUUCAAGAAAUUGAAUUCAGGUUUAGUUCCUACUGUCAGAUCUGUCUUCGUCAUUGAUCCUGCUAAGAAAGUUAGAUUGAUCAUGACCUAUCCGGCAUCUACCGGUAGAAAUUCUGCUGAAGUUUUGAGAGUUGUCGAUGCGUUACAAUUAGCCGACAGAAAGGGUGUUGUUACCCCAGUUGACUGGACAGAGGGUCAGGACGUUAUUAUCCCACCAACUGUAUCUGAUGCAGAUGCAAAAGCAAAGUUUGGUAGCUUCAAGACAUUGAAACCUUACCUCAGAACUACUAAUUUAUCUAAGUGA
Molecule: messenger RNA, 777 nt
Organism: Priceomyces carsonii
Lineage: Eukaryota; Fungi; Ascomycota; Pichiomycetes; Serinales; Debaryomycetaceae
Product: peroxiredoxin
Exons: 1
Coding region: 1-777 (258 amino acids)
Biological process (GO): cell redox homeostasis; cellular oxidant detoxification; cellular response to oxidative stress
Cellular component (GO): cytosol; mitochondrion
Molecular function (GO): thioredoxin peroxidase activity
Source: RefSeq, a predicted model, not a curated record